GUCAUUCACCUUGAGAGUGAGGGGGUAGAAAAUACCCAUGGGUUAUAGUCCAUACUCCAUAGUACUCCGUAUUUGGCCUAUUUGCCAUCGAAUUAUCGAAGUACGCUAAUCCUAAUCUCAAGUACACCGUCAAAAAAAAAAAAAAAAAAAAAAAAAUCUCAAGUACACCAAGUUAGAUUCAAAUCUUAUAGUUUUGAAAUUUCAUCAGUCAAAUUUUCCAUCUUUUGACUGCUAUUUCUUUCCUUAAAUCGAAACCCCACCUGAAUUCACCGAAAUUGCUCGACAAUUAUGGUGAAUUUCAGGAUUUUGAAUCAUGGGUUUUCCUUAAUUUUGUGUUUUAUAUUAUUACAAUCUUCAAUUGGGUGUAUAGAUGCUAAAAAGUCCCAAUCUACUGAUGAAGCGUAUGUAACGUUGUUGUAUGGAGAUGAAUUCGUUUUGGGUGUCAGAGUUUUGGGCAAAUCAAUUCGAGACACUGGCUCUAAGAAAGAUAUGGUGGUUUUGGUUUCUGAUGGUGUUUCUGAUUAUGCCAAAACCCUCCUUGAGGCAGAUGGCUGGAUUGUAGAGAAGAUAUCUUUGCUGGAGAAUCCUAAUCGUGUUCGACCAACAAGGUUUUGGGGUGUUUACACAAAGCUUAAGAUAUUUAACAUGACAAAUUACAAAAAGGUUGUGUAUCUUGAUGCAGAUACAAUCGUGAUCAAGAGCAUUGAGGAGCUUUUUAGAUGUGGGAAGUUUUGUGCUAACUUGAAGCAUUCUGAAAGACUGAAUUCUGGCGUCUUGGUUGUCGAACCAUCUAAAACGCUUUUUAGCGACAUGCUCCAGAAAGUUAGUACCUUGCCUUCUUAUACUGGAGGGGAUCAAGGGUUUCUGAAUUCAUAUUAUGCUGGAUUUGCCGAUGCACGUUUAUUUGAUCCUAAUCUAUCAGCUGAAGAGUUGAAGUCUAGACCUGUUCCUGAGAUGGAACGUCUGUCUACUCUCUAUAAUGCUGAUGUUGGUUUGUACAUGCUUGCUAACAAGUGGAUGGUAGAUGAGAAAGAACUUCGUGUUAUUCAUUAUACUCUCGGUCCCCUGAAACCAUGGGAUUGGUGGACAGCUUGGCUGGUGAAACCUGUUGAUCUCUGGCAGGACAUUAGGCAGAGGGUUGAGGACUCACUACCAGGAACUGGGGGAGGAAGAAACCCUCAAGAUGAAUUUUUGGUCAAAGCUCUAUUUCUGCUUCCUUUCAUUGGUCUCAUAUUCCUGUACUACCGCUCUUUACUUCAGGCCUUCGAGUUCUUUGGUUCACUUUGUAGGCCAUCAUUUUGGGACCGUAUGAGACACCUUGCUGUCAGAUUAAGAACAGGUGUUCUUCCAUUUACGGCAGGCUCUUCUACAUCUACCAUGAAUUCCAAGCAACAGCUCUACAGUGGUUUGCUAGCCAAAGUACCUUGGUUUCUAGGAGGAAUGUCAAUCUCUGUGUGUCUUCUAGCUGUGGUUAUUUCUCUUGGACUGGCUCUUCUAAUCGUUCCACGACAAGUGCUUCCCUGGACUGGAUUGCUACUUAUGUAUGAAUGGACUUUUACAAUCUUCACUCUACUCUUUGGAGGUUAUUUACGGCUUAUUUAUCAGUGGGGAAAAGUCAACGCUGUCCAAGCAGGAUUAUAUUCUUCUGAUCCUGAAUCAUUGGACUAUGAUUAUGGAAAAGGUCAUCAGCGACAGGUGUUUUCUUAUGAUGCUGCAGUGCUGUAUUAUGGAUUGGGAAUGGCUUUUCUAGCAAUCGCAGUACCAUCAUUGCCUUAUCUUUUUGGAAUUACUGCUUUGUUUGUGAGACUAGGUUUGAUGGUUCUAGGAGGUAUAGUUUUGGCUGCUUUCAUGGCAUAUGCAUCAGAACACCUUGCUAUUCAAUCCUUUUUAAAAGGGCUUGAAGACCGAGAAACAUCAUGGUCUAGGCACACAUGUUGGUAAUGUCAAUUCGAUUAAUUUUUUUUUUCCUCCUGUAAGUUAAAAAUUUUGAUUGUUCCCCAGUAUUUAAUUUGUGUAGAAUAUAUCGAGGGGGAGUUUUAGUACGCCCCCCUGCCUAACUUGCGUGUUGUUGUAAUCUAGUAGUUUCAGGCAAAAUGAUUACAAACUGUAGAUAUCUCUGCUGCUUUUUUUGUUGUUGUUGGUUUUCAGAUGUACAUGACUCAGGUGCUAGAAUUUCUGAGCUACUCUUAUCAAUCUUAGCUGUAUUUUCUAUAUUCUAUUAUUCUUCGCAUUUUCGAAUUUGUUUA
This is a messenger RNA of Chenopodium quinoa (quinoa), 2246 nucleotides long. Its product is annotated as inositol phosphorylceramide glucuronosyltransferase 1-like. The record is from RefSeq and is a predicted model, not a curated record. The transcript has 10 exons. Bases 289 to 1941 code for a protein of 550 amino acids. Lineage: Eukaryota; Viridiplantae; Streptophyta; Magnoliopsida; Caryophyllales; Amaranthaceae. Gene Ontology annotation, molecular function: glycosyltransferase activity.